UUUUUUUUUUUUUUUUUUUUUUUUUUUUUUUCAGAUGGACUGUUCGGUGAAUGUAGUAACAGCGAUUCAUCAGUUUUGGUGCUGUUUGAGCAGCCGGAAACGGAACAUGCUGAAGUCCUUCAGUCUGAAUUGGCGAAUCUAAAAUCUGCCGGUUAUGAAUGGCAUCAUGCACGCACACAAUGCCUACUAAACUAUUUCAAAGUUGUCGUUGUAUUGUCGUUACCGUUUAAACCCGGAUUCUGUGAUGAGCAAAAUCUUGACUAUGCACUACCGUUACUUCAGGAAAUUUUGUCUGACGGGGAACCAAAUUUGUCUUUGUUCAAUGAAGAUGUCAUUAUACCUGCACAAUACGACUAUAUUGACGAUAGACAACCACUGUUAAUUCGUGAACCAAUAGCACUAUUUGCAUCAAGAAAUGUUGCUGAAGACGAUUAUGAAAAUGCUGACGAACCAAAAAGUGGUGAUGUUUUAUUGAUCAAGAAGAAAAUACCGUUAUUCAAACAGCAAACUAAAGACAGUAAACCAACAGCGGAUCAAAAUGUGGAAAAUACAAAAAAAACCUUCAAAGAUAUGAUAAACAAUCGACAGCUGACGCUUCUUGGUGACUUAGAAGAAGCUGUUCCGCUGAGUCCUGUUGAAUACGAAUCUUUACCGCUGAAAAAAGAUCGCGAACAUGUUGAUGAAAGAUACACAGGGUUGGAUAAAGUUGAGCAUAAAAUUGUUAAAGGAGAUCAGGAACUUCGAGGUGUUGACAGAAAUCGAGUGUAUGUUAAAGUACCAGAAAAGAUUACACCAGGAAAAUUGCUGAAACUUAUGAAUUACCUCCAAAAUUCAAUUGCAGCUCCAAAUAAACUAAUUUUUGAUGAAUUCAUGUAUCAAGAAGGACAACUGUCUUUUCGUCCAAGUCGUAUGUUUAGUCUGAAACCAACUGCUGAAAAAGAUCUGAAUUCUGUUGAGGGUGUUGCUGAAGCUGUAUGUAAGUUGUACAUUUAA
Messenger RNA from Enterobius vermicularis (human pinworm), 993 nucleotides. Lineage: Eukaryota; Metazoa; Nematoda; Chromadorea; Rhabditida; Oxyuridae. The record is from the annotation of a GenBank genome assembly.